UUCAAAUUCCCACAAACGAUAUAGUUGUGUGUGUCAGAUAUCUCUGCCCGUCAAGUUCAGACUAUUGCUUUUGCGGCCAAAAAAAGAAGAUUCCCACUCAAACGGUCCUACACAUGAGAAAGAAAGAAAUCCACACAGCACAAGACAGAGAAAGAAAGAAGCCCAACAAACAGUCGAACACAUUACAGAAACAAGGAGUUGAGGCACCUUCUCCAUCAUGACUGAAGUGGAUUCGGUUCCAAGCCAGAGGUUAGCAGGGAAAGUGGCAUUGGUGACUGGUGGAGCCACCGGUAUUGGAGAAAGCAUUGUGCGCCUAUUCCACAGACAUGGUGCAAAAGUUUGUUUAGUUGAUGUGCAGGACAACCUAUCCUUGCAAGUCUGCGAAUCGCUCGGUGGUGACCCAAAUGUUAGUUAUUUCCAUUGUGAUGUCACAAUAGAGGAUGAUGUUAGCCGUGCAGUUGAUUUCACGGUCAAUAAAUAUGGCACACUUGAUAUCAUCGUCAACAAUGCUGGGGUGUCAGGCUCACCUUGUCCCGACAUCCGCGAUGCAGACUUAUCCGAGUUUGAGAAGGUAUUUGAUAUUAAUGUGAAGGGAGUCUUCCUUGGAAUGAAACACGCAGCUAGGAUAAUGAUCCCACUGAAGAAGGGCAGUAUAAUUUCCCUUUCCAGUGUUUCAAGUGCUUUAGGAGGCUUGGGACCACAUGCAUACACAGGGUCCAAGCAUGCUGUAUUGGGGCUCACCAAGAAUGUUGCUGCCGAGCUUGGAAUUCAUGGGAUUCGUGUUAACUGUGUUUCUCCUUACGGAGUUGCGACAAAUUUGGCUUUGGCUCACUUGCACGAGGAGGAGAGAACUGAAGAUGCCUGGGCAGGUUUCCGUUCGUUUCUAGGGAGAAAUGCCAACUUGCAAGGAGUAGAAUUGACUGUUGAUGAUGUAGCUAAUGCUGUGCUCUUCUUAGCAAGUGAUGAGUCCAAGUACAUAAGUGGAGAUAAUCUUAUGAUUGAUGGGGGCUUCACUUGUGUAAAUCACUCACUAAGAGUAUUUAGAUGAUGGGGUAAAGUUAAUCGGAUUGGUGCCUUGUUUCGAAUGGCAGCUUGGAGCAUGUUGCUGGAAAAGAUUGGACGUGGAUCGAGAUUGCCGGAGGCUGGAAAGUUUAGAAGUCAAUUAAUUAUUGCUCUUGGUAUUUAUAAAUGUAAACGAGAUUGUUUUUUUAACUGUAUUGUGAACUAGAUAUGAAUCAUUACAGCGCAUGAGUCUGCUUAUAAAGAUAGUGUUCAUGCA
Prunus avium (sweet cherry) is the source of this 1279-nucleotide messenger RNA. RefSeq names its product (+)-borneol dehydrogenase 2. Gene Ontology annotation, molecular function: xanthoxin dehydrogenase (NAD+) activity. Gene Ontology annotation, biological process: abscisic acid biosynthetic process. The record is from RefSeq and is a predicted model, not a curated record. Gene Ontology annotation, cellular component: cytosol. NCBI's taxonomy places the organism in Eukaryota, Viridiplantae, Streptophyta, Magnoliopsida, Rosales, Rosaceae.